Messenger RNA from Antechinus flavipes (yellow-footed antechinus), 4501 nucleotides. RefSeq names its product ectodysplasin A receptor (gene EDAR). The coding region runs from base 93 to 1442 and encodes 449 amino acids. Gene Ontology annotation, cellular component: plasma membrane. NCBI's taxonomy places the organism in Eukaryota, Metazoa, Chordata, Mammalia, Dasyuromorphia, Dasyuridae. The transcript has 12 exons. Gene Ontology annotation, biological process: positive regulation of canonical NF-kappaB signal transduction; positive regulation of JNK cascade. The record is from RefSeq and is a predicted model, not a curated record. Gene Ontology annotation, molecular function: signaling receptor activity.
GACCUUUGCUGGCGCUCUCCUUCCAGUCCGACCCAUCUGCGGAACUCUUGCUUGGGACCGCCAGUCAGUGCCAGGUGAAUAUCUCAGAAAAUAUGGCUCAUGUGAGGGACUAUAAAUGGACCCAUUUCCUUCCCUUUCUGGUGGUGUCUCUGAUGUACCCAGCCAGUGCCGAGUAUUCAAACUGUGGAGAGAAUGAAUAUUAUAACCAGACUACAGGGAUGUGCCAUGACUGCCCCCAGUGUGAGCCUGGAGAAGAACCAUAUAUGACCUGUGGCUAUGGUACCAAAGAUGACGACUAUGGUUGUGUUCCCUGCCCCUCGGAAAAGUUCUCCAAAGGAGGCUACCAGAUAUGUAGGCGUCACAGGGACUGUGAAGGCUUCUUUCGAGCCACUGUUUUAACUCCGGGUGACAUGGAGAAUGAUGCAGAAUGUGGGCCGUGUCUCCCUGGUUACUACAUGCUGGAAAACAGACCAAGGAAUAUCUAUGGAAUGGUUUGCUACUCCUGCUUACUGGCACCCCCUAACACCAAAGAAUGUGUGGGAGCCACCUCUGGAGUUUCCGCCAGUCUCCCAGGUACCUCUGGCACUAGCACCAGUUCUCCUUUCCAGCAUGCCCAUAAAGCAGAUCUUUCAGGACAAGGGCAUCUGGCCACUGCCUUGAUCAUCGCCAUGUCCACCAUCUUCAUCAUGGCUAUUGCCAUCGUCCUCAUCAUCAUGUUUUACAUCAUGAAGACAAAGCCUUCUGCCCCAGCCUGCUGCACCAGCCACUCUGUGAAAACUGUGGAAGCUCAAGUCAGCAAGCAAGAAGAGAAAAAAGAAGUGCAAGAGAACGUCGUGAUUUUUGCUGAGAAGGAUGAGUUUGAGAAGCUGACGGCAACGCCAGCAAAGGCUGCCAAGAGCGAGAACGAUGCCUCCUCUGAGAACGAACAGCUCCUAAGCCGCAGCAUGGACAGUGAUGAAGAAGCCGCCGUUGACAAGCAAGGGUCUCCAGAGCUGUGCUUGUUAUCAUUAGUCCAUUUGACAAGGGAUAAAUCUUCCACAAACAACAAAUCAACCGGGAUUCAGAGUCGAAGAAAGAAGAUCCUUGAUGUGUACGCUAAUGUGUGUGGGGUGGCAGAAGGUCUGAGCCCCACAGAAUUACCCUUUGACUGCCUGGAGAAGACAAGCAGGAUGCUCAGCUCCACCUAUAACACGGAGAAGGCCAUCGUGAAAACCUGGCGCCACCUGGCCGAGAGCUUUGGAUUGAAGAGGGACGAGAUAGGGGGGAUGACGGACGGCAUGCAGCUCUUUGACCGGAUCAGCACGGCCGGCUACAGCAUCCCAGAGCUGCUCACAAAACUCGUGCAGAUCGAGCGGCUGGAUGCCGUGGAGUCUCUGUGCGCCGACAUCUUGGAGUGGGCCCAGGUCAUGCCGCCCGCCCCGCAGCCGCCCGUCACCACCUGAUGAGCCUCCGUGGGACCUGCCUCCCUUUCUCCUGGGAUGUGAUUGAGCCGGGAAACCCGGAGCCAGCAACGGGCCUGCUCCCAGGCUUCCUAAAAACUAAGGCUUUUCUCCCAGGUCACCGGGUCACACCUGAGGAGCCAAAGGCAAAGAUGCCGGCUGAAGAAAACCAAGCCAAACACCGUACCUCAUGAAGAUGAAUGGACCAUUUUCAUUUAGCACCUACUCUGUUUUGUAUAGCACUGUGCUGGGCACUAGGGGAAGAUGCGAAGGUGUAUAAAACAGUCGUGGCUCUCACGGAGCUUACGGUCUCAUCAGAGGGGUGGAAUACAUGUACUAGCGGCACACCGUGGCUUUGUGCUGCUGGAGCUAGAGGAGAAAGAGCACUUCUGAGGGGGGUAACCAAGGAAGGCUGCACAGCAGAGGGGCUAUUUAUGGGAAGUUUUGCCAGAGGGUCAUCAUGAACAUACCUCUCAUCUUUCCAUUUCCUAGUGUCAGUUCAGAAAGGUCUGUUAGUUAUUCUAUCUGGCUUUGCAGGGAAACAAUUUCAUUACACUCAAGUUUGUGUCUCUCUCCCAUCAAUAAUUUAACAGUUCUCUCUGUGACUUACAGUGUAAAACAGAUACACAAAGCCAGUCUCAGCGGAUGUAAGUGGUCACUAGUUUCAUUGCUCCCCUGUAUCACAGAUCUGUUGACUUAUCAGAACCUCUCAUUGCAGAUUAAUCACCCAGUAUUUUCCUUAGCCCAAAUUAAGAGACAUCAAAUGUGACCUAGUUUAUGUCCCCUCAGUCAUAGAUAUGAAAACUGAGGGCCAGAGAGGUUAAGACUCAGGGGUCCUCAAACUACGGCCGUGGGCCAGAUGCAGCAGCUGAGGACAUUUAUCCCCCUCACCCAGGGCUAUGAAGUUUCUUUAUUUAAAGGCCCACAAAACAAAGUUCUUGAUUGUACUAUAGUCCUGCCCUCCAACAGUCUGAGGGACAGUGAAUUGGCCCCCUAUUUAAAAAGUUUGAGGACCCCUGGUAAGUAAUUACAAGGUUACACAGCUAGUUAAGAGUCUAAGCAAGGUUUUAUUUAUUUUUUUUAAGAGACUGGGUCUCCUCACCUUGCCCUGGCUACAAAUGCAGGGGUUACUUAUAGGCCUGAUCCCACUCCUGAGCAGCAGGAGAUCUUUGGCUUUUUUUACAAUCUGGUCCAGUUUGGCCCUUGGUGGGGAAGCUGGUGGCCUCCUGCUUCCUAGGGUAUACCCAGUUGAUGGCUUGGAAGUUCCCACCACAGCCUCUUCAUGUGCCUCCAUCCCAUCUCUUUCCAAGUGAAUUUUACUUGGGACAGAAAAAUAUCCAAGGGCCAGCAAGCCUCUGGUAUCCCUCUUUAACAAGGGAGAGACGAUGGUUUACUGAUUAAGGAGAAACAUCACAUUUGGAGACCUUCAUCCUCCAGUAUUCCAUCUCUUUAGAAUCAAUCAGGAAAAGGCAAAGAUCGGAAGGUAGCCAAUCCAAGCACUGUAUCAGAACCUAGAAACCUCCAUCAGUCUAGUUAUAGUCACCUCUCUGAGACUCAGUUUCCCCAUCCAUAACAGGGGUGUGCUCACUUCCAGCUCUGGAAUUCUCUGAUUCUAUCAUCAACAAAGUUGAGGCUCAGCAGAGUCCAAUGAAGAUGGAGAUUUAGGAAAACAACAGUAUUGAAAAAGCUGCACAUGGAAACCAUAUGGAUUUGAAAUACAAAAUAGGAACCAAAGCCAUAAAGUCUUAGAUUUGAAGUUUUCCACAGCAACUGUCUGCCAUAACAUUUAGAGAUAAAGUUAGCAAAGUGACAUUGUUCUUGGCAGGGUAGUUUUCCCAAAACUAUAAUUGCAAAGAGAGUGGCAGCCAGUCCCAGUUAUCACCCCAGUGGGUUAAUUUACAAUUCAUUGCUGAGAUGCUGUAAUGACAGGUUUCACUAGAGCUAUUCCUAAAUUAAAACAAAUUCCGUAGCUUACAAAGUAAUAUUUUUUUAAAUUACAAGUUGCAUGACUGAGCAAUUGCUUCGGAGUGGGGGGGUUGGGCAUGGGGGGGGAGGAAGGAAAUCAGUUGUCUGCUUGAAGCUCACAACUAAUUUUCUACUGUUGUAAAAGUAGAACAUACUGUGAUAGGAUCAUAAUUAGGUCCUGAAUAUUUAAUAUCACCAUUUACAGUCUCUGUUUGCUGCUGUUUUCAGAACGUAUUUUGUAUAUCCUGUGAGCUACAUACUCUGAGGUGAAACUUAAUUAUCCUUUUAAUUCCUCUUUGAAAUCCUAUCUUGCACCCUCUUCACCUUCUUCCCCCUGCUUCGUGCUAAUGAUGAUGAAAGCCUCUUCCUUAAUUAGAUGGUAAAUGCCAUAUGUGAUGAGCAUUCUCUUCUCCAAGAGCAGUUUGUUGUUUGCUUCUUUUAAAAAUUAAUUUCAAUAGGGAAGAGAAGGCAAAACUGCUAUUUCUGUCUUCAGAUAUCUGGCCAAGUCCAGUGAUCAUAUUAGGCAGUCAUAAGUCCGGCCUGAGUCUUGUCAUCUUCCAUCUUGUGGCCACAGGCCAUUGACUCAAGGGAAGGUAGAAACACUUUAAAAAGUGUAUAUUGAUGAAGCUUUGAUGGAUCUACCAGGAGGAGUGUACCUUUGGCUAUCCUUGUCCAUUUCCAGGGAGACAACCAUCAUUUUAUUAUUGCUAAAAUACUCAGAAGAGGAAGCACAGCAUGGUGGAUAAAGUGUGGAUGAAGUAAGAACUAGGUUUAAAACCUGCCUCUGACACACCCUCGCUGUGGGCAAAUCCUUUAACCUCUCAGUAAUCCCAGGCAAUUCUUGGAAAACUAUAUAAUAUAGAAGUUGCCAGUCUGUAUUCGUGCAAGGAGUUUCCAUACCGAGAACUCCCAACACUGAAGAAAUUGUAGUUUUGGACAAAAAAAAAAAAGAGAGAGGAGAGAAAACCAAACUAGGAUAUGCUUGUGUCCGUGAAGUCUUAAUUGCUAAUAAUUUUGUCUGACUCUGUAUAUAUAACUUAUUAUAUUGUACAUUCUAAAUACAUAAAUAAGCUAAUAAAGAACACUAAAUAAUGGUC